AGUCAACUAGUAGUGGACUGGCUGGAGAAAAUAGCGGCCGACCAGCUGGAGAGCAGUGCCGCGCCUCGGUUGGGUCACUUCAUGGACAAAACGGUGGCGUGGGAGAACACGCUGCAUCAGUUGCAAAGCGAGCACAACAUUGCCUACUCCAGCAGUCGUCACAUUGUGGCCAGUCUAGAGCCAGAUGCACAACUCAGGCGAAUCGGCCGCUGCAUGAUCUCGAUAUGGAACAUCCCAUACGGAACAUAUCUGCAAGAUGUCAUCUUCUGCAGUAGCAGCUGGGAGGAUCUGCUCUGGUCGUACACGCGGGUCAUGAUAGACGUGCGCGUCGAACAGGAGAUACGCGCCUACUGCCAGCGACGCGAUCGGCCCUAUGUCGAGAUGCCUGAAGCUUACUGGAAUAACAGAUUGAGUAUGGAAGAGAUAUUCAGUUUUCUGGAGGCGAGCAGCGAUGCAAAGGUGAGCGAUGAAUCAGCCAGACCUGAGAGAGUUGUACAGAAACUACUCAUUCUCAACAAAAUCCCAGAACUGCUCAAACUGAUGGCCGAAUGGAUACAGCGUGAAAACUGUACGCCACAUUUUACAAGAAAAUUGAACCUGAAUUCAAAUAUUUGGCACUUGGUUCUGAUUUUGAGGCGAGUUGGAGAAAGCCAAGCCGGAGAUGUUGGAGAUGAAAUACUUAAGGCUUAUGUUAAGGUGCUGGUGGCGAGCGACAGCGACUGCGAAGUGAUCGCCUACUAUGUGGCCACCCUGUUGCCGGACGACCAGGUGCACAUCUACGCCGCCUACCUGGAGUCGGUGGGCGAAGGGGACAGUGAGCAGCGCCUCACCUGUCUCAAGGUGGCCGAAGCUGUCGACCUCCCGGUCGAAGCUAUCACUCAGCAGGUCGUGCUCAAUAUCAGGGACAAAGUGUCUGAUGACAACGUGAACGUAAAGCUGUUGGCCGAAACGACGGCGGAUGACCUUGAGAAGGUGAGUGCCCUGGACUGGGUGGUGUUCUACCCGCAGCAGAGGGCCGAAGCUCUGUGGCAGACCAAUGCGCUCAUCAGGAGUUUCCUGGAAGGGCAAACUGGAAGCUGCGCGGCUCGCCUUUCAAAAGGUAUUAUUAGUAUUUUACUGAAGAUCCCGGUGGACUCGCUGGAGCUGAUAGCGACCCAGAAUCAGCUGGAGCCAGGCAUGCAGGCUGAUGAGUUCUUCAUCAACAGUCUACCAGUGAGGGUGUCGGCAGCUGUUAGAGAGUACCUCUGUCAUAAGGCUUACCUAGACGCGCAAGGUUUCGCCGACUGGUUUGAGCAUCACAACGCCAGACCCGCCAAGCCGGCCAAACUGGGAGACUCCGCCUCAUUCACCGAGAAAGUGGCGCACGAUCACAAGAUGGCGCUCUACAACAAGGAGAUGCAGCGCUGGAAGAGGGCCGUCGCGCACCAGACUAAGUGCAUGAAAGCCCAACUGUAUAAUGACAUAAUACAGGGUGUCCCAAAUGAAAGUGCCAACUUCGUGAAUAAGUUUCUAUGGGCCAAAAAUAAAGAGAAAU
Nilaparvata lugens (brown planthopper) is the source of this 1534-nucleotide messenger RNA. Its product is annotated as nuclear pore complex protein Nup107-like. The record is from RefSeq and is a predicted model, not a curated record. Gene Ontology annotation, biological process: mRNA export from nucleus; protein import into nucleus; post-transcriptional tethering of RNA polymerase II gene DNA at nuclear periphery. Gene Ontology annotation, cellular component: nuclear pore; nuclear pore outer ring. NCBI's taxonomy places the organism in Eukaryota, Metazoa, Arthropoda, Insecta, Hemiptera, Delphacidae. Gene Ontology annotation, molecular function: structural constituent of nuclear pore.